This is a messenger RNA of Jatropha curcas, 3675 nucleotides long. The record is from RefSeq and is a predicted model, not a curated record. Lineage: Eukaryota; Viridiplantae; Streptophyta; Magnoliopsida; Malpighiales; Euphorbiaceae.
AACGACCAGUCAUCAGCUUCGCAUCAAAAAACCAAAACAAAAGCAAAUGAAAAUCUGGUGAUCAUCAUCUUCAAUUUCAUGAAAUAAAUGCAAUUCCAAGCGAGAAACAGAAAGGAACACUUACUCCUCGUUUCACCAUGCUCGCUAAGUUAUUUCACAAAAACACCGACGAUCAGCCACCGUCAUCGGCAGCGGCUGCUCAGAUUUUGAGACCUGAAGAUAUAAAUCCACGUAUUGAUGUUCACUAUGGGAUUCCUGCCACUGCUUCUAUUAUAGCUUUUGAUCCUGUUCAAAGCCUUUUGGCUGUUGGAACUCUAGAUGGUAGGAUAAAAGUGAUUGGUGGUGAUAACAUUGAAGGGCUUCUUGUGUAUCGUAAGCAAAUACCUUUUAAGAACUUGGAGUUCCUACAAAACCAAGGUUUCCUAGCCAGCAUCACUGCUGAAAAUGAGAUUCUGGUGUGGGAUUUAGAGCAAAGGCUACUGGUUUCUACUUUGCGAUGGGAGUCAAAUAUAACAGCAUUCUCUGUUAUUUGUGGCCUGAGUUACAUGUAUGUCGGAGACGAGUAUGGGAUGGUGUCUGUGUUAAAAUAUGAUGCUGAAGCCGCAAAAGUUGUACUACUUCCAUAUUAUGUUCCUGCAGAUUCAAUAGCUGAAGCAUCUGGGAUGUCCUCCCCUAAUCAUCACUCUGUUGUUGGACUUCUCCCUCAACCUGCAUCUCGAGGAAAUAGGUUGUUGAUUGCAUAUGAUGAUGGAUUGAUUAUUCUCUGGGAUGUUUCUGAAGAUAAAGUUAUUCUAGUUAAAGGCAAUAAAGAUCUUCAAUUGAAGAGUAAAACACUGGCUGGUUUUCACAAAGGCAUGGGAAAUAACCUUUCUGAUGAUAUAUCAGAAUAUGAAAGGGUGGAGAAAGAAAUAAGCUCUCUGUGUUGGGCAUCUACUGAUGGCUCUGUUCUGGCUGUUGUUCUGGCUGUUGGUUAUGUUGAUGGAGAUAUAAUGUUGUGGAACCUAUCAGCUACUGCUUCUGCAGAUGAGAAAGCUGAAAAUUUAUCAAAGGAUGUUGUUAAGUUGCAAUUAUCUUCAGCCGACAGAAGACUCCCAGUUAUUAUUUUGCAUUGGUCUGGAAAAGGUUCAAGUGAUGAUUGUCGUGGUCAACUUUUUAUAUAUGGUGGAGAUGCAAUUGGGUCUGAAGAGGUUCUAACGAUAAUAAGCAUUGAUUGGUCUUCUGGGAUAGAAACCAUUGAGUGCAUUGGGCGCAUAGAUCUUACUCUUAAUGGUUCUUUUGCUGAUAUGGUUUUAUUACCAAGUGAUGGUGUUAGCAAAACCAAAGGCACCUUAAUAUUGACAAAUCCCGGACAGCUGCAUUUCUAUGAUGGUGCUUGCUUAGCUUCCUUAAUGUCCCAGCAACAGAAACAAAAUUCUGUUUCUUCAGUGCAGUAUCCCAUGGUCGUACCAAUUGCUGAACCAUACAUGACUGUGGGAAAGCUGGGUUUGGUAAAUGGAGUUGGGCAGUUCUCAAAGGCUCUUUUUAAGGUAGCACAUACACCAAGAAUUAUGGAUUGGCCUUUGACUGGUGGUGUUCGUAGCCAGCCUCUUGAUGCUGAAAAUUAUCAGGUUGAGAGAGUAUAUGUAGCAGGUUACCAGGAUGGAUCUGUCGGAAUAUGGGAUGCCACACUUCCAAUUUUUCCACUUGUUUAUGUUUUGGGGCCUGAGGUGAAAGGUAUCAAUAUCGAUGGUGCAAGUGCAUCAGUAUCUACAUUGGAAUUAUGCUCGUUCACUUUGACUUUAGCUGUUGGCAAUGAACUUGGUAUGGUUCAUCUAUAUAAGCUCACGGGGAGUGCAAAUGAGACAAGUUUGCACAUUGUCAAAGAAACUGAAAAGGAAGUCCACACUUUGCACCAAGGGGAUGGGCCUCAAUGCACAGCUGUCUUUUCCUUCCUCAAUUCUCCUAUAUGCACCUUACUGUUUGCAAGUUUUGGAACUAGACUUGCUGUGGGAUUUCAAUGUGGCACGGUGGCAAUGCUUGAUUUUAAGUACAUUGUCCAGUGGUUAUUUCUUACUGACACUGUACCCAACUCUAGGCAGCCUAUUAAGUCUCUGGCUAUGAAAUCGUUUUCCAAUACUGUCAGUUGGUAAUAAGUAAUUCAGAGGGAACGUUGAAUCAAAAGUAAGGCAGAUCAUAAUGAAGUCAGAAGUGUUCAUUAUGGACCGAAAAUGGCACAUAUUGUUGUUCUAGAUGACAAUACUGGCAGGAUAAAAAUGCUUAAUCUCCGGAAGUACGUUCACUUAAACUUGACGGUGAAAACCUCUGCCAAAAACAAGCCUAUUCCCAGGCAGAAACAUAGAGAAUUUUUCUUCUUCUGGUUUGUUAUGAUGAGGAUGCCAUUGACACUUAACUCUAUGAAAUCUCUGAAGGAGGGCGAUAGGAAUCCCAUUCACAAGGUGGACCUUUUGAAACAAUGUUGUUGGACUACAACCUUCAAGAAGGAUGAAAAAGAGUGUGGGCUCAUUCUCUUGUAUCAGACCGGAGUGAUUGAAAUAAGGUCUCUGUCAGAUCUUGAAGUGGUGGGAGAAAGCUCUUUAAUGUCAAUUCUGAGGUGGAACUUUAAGACUAACAUGGAUAAGACAAUAUGUUCAAGUGAUACCGCACAAAUAAUGCUGGUAAAUGCAUGUGAAUUUGCUUCUGUUUCUCUUCUGGGCACUGAAAAUAGCUUCAGGAUUCCAGAGUCAUUACCUUGCCUUCAUGAUAAAGUCCUUGCUGCUGCUGUUGAUGCCACUGUCAGCUUAUGUCCUACUCACAAGAAAACAGAGGGUGUUUCCUCUGGUAUUUUGGGGGGUUUCAUUAAGGGCCUGCAAAUGGGCAACGUGCAGCACAGUGCAGAUCCUCCUGAAGUUUGUAAGGAUACCUUUGCGCAUUUAGAGAGCAUAUUUUCCUAUCCCCCAUUCUUAAAGCCUUCAAUGGACUUCUCAGAUGACCAGAAAGUUUCGGAUCUAAGCAUAGAUGACAUUGAUUUUGAUGAGCCUCUUGUUGUCUUGCCCUCAUCAGAGGCAAAUAAGAAAGAUACAAAAUCUAAAGGAACAGAAAAGGAAAGAUUAUUUGAGGGUGCAUCUUCUGAUUCAGAGCCAAGACUUAGAACAGCUGAAGAAAUUAAAGCUAAAUAUAGGAAGGAGGAUACUGCUGCUGCAGCUGCACAAGCGAAGGACAAGCUUGUAGAACGCCAGGAAAAGCUUCAGAGGCUCAGCCAGCGAACCGAAGAGCUGCAAAGCGGGGCUGAAAACUUUGCAUCAAUGGCACAAGAACUUGCAAAACAAAUGGAGAAACGUAAAUGGUGGAACAUAUAAUGGUGCUUUGGUACCUAAUCAGUAAUCAUCCUCACUUUCCCAGAAACAGGUACUCAUUGAAAAGUCUUCUAUGGUCAUAUAUCCUCAAGGAUCUAUAAGGCCUUUGGAGAGUAAUAUACCCAAAGAUUAUAAUAAUGUUUUCUUUAUGGGUAUUUUAUUAUAUUUAUAUACCAUUUAUGGAUAUCAUGACUGGUCAAAGUAACUAAUGAUCAAUAAUUCAAUGCAUGUAAAUUGAUCUUUCUCGUUUUUUCAUUUGGAUGGGGAGACCAACACAGUUUGCUUGUAACAAAAAUUGUAUUCUUUACCUAAAUUGAUUAAUAAAAUUAUUUUCUCCCCCACA